CUUGGGAGUACCCCUCCUGGGAGGGGCUACCCCUCAUCCACUGGGCGGGUUCCCUUCGCUCUGGGCAACUUCAGUGGUGGUCGCCCUAGUGCCGCCUUCUGAGCACGUGUCCUGCCGGACUGCGUCAGCGCUGGGUAAACAGAUGACUGGCUGCGCGAGCGCCGGGCGGGGCUAUUUAAGAGGCAGCCGCCCUCCCGCCUGCCCUGAACUUGGCUGGACAGCAGCCUGCUCCGCUGGAAAUCGCGAACGACAGCUGAUUGCCCAGCCAGAGCUGGAAGGAUUUCCUGAAGUCAGAAAUAACGGCGCUGGACUUUAAAAUGCGUCUGGCCAUGAAAAGCGGCGUGUGUCUGUGCGUGCUGAUGGCGGUCCUGGCUGCAGGCGCCCUGACGCAACCGGUAGCCCCUGCAGAAGCCGAGGACCCGGAGGUGCAGCGGCUGGAGGAGGCACCCCGAAAGCAGCUGAGGGCCGUGCUCAGGACGGACGGCGAGCCCCGAGCGCGCCUGGGCGCACUGCUAGCGCGAUACAUCCAGCAGGUCCGCAAAGCUCCUUCUGGCCGCAUGUCUGCUCUUAAGAACCUGCAGAGUCUGGACCCCAGUCACAGGAUAAGUGACAGGGACUACAUGGGCUGGAUGGAUUUUGGCCGGCGCAGUGCCGAGGACUACGAAUACCCAUCGUAGUGGGCCGGCCUCUCAGCCCUGCUUGGAGGAGGUGGAAUGAGAACACAACCAUGACACAACCCCUUGCCUGUGCUGUUUGUCAUUUUGAGUACCUAUUUAUUACGUUCCCAAUGUGAAAUCUGUCUGCUCAGAGUGUGUAAUGCAGUCACACGCCUCAGCCCAGCCAUGCGGUUGGGGGGUGGCA
This is a messenger RNA of Acomys russatus (golden spiny mouse), 861 nucleotides long. It is a transcript of the gene Cck, whose product is annotated as cholecystokinin. The record is from RefSeq and is a predicted model, not a curated record. Gene Ontology annotation, cellular component: axon; extracellular region. Bases 318 to 677 code for a protein of 119 amino acids. NCBI's taxonomy places the organism in Eukaryota, Metazoa, Chordata, Mammalia, Rodentia, Muridae. The transcript has 4 exons. Gene Ontology annotation, biological process: digestion. Gene Ontology annotation, molecular function: neuropeptide hormone activity.